CUUCUCUUGAAGUUGACUUGAUGAGGCAAAGAAAACUGCGGAGUAAGCGAUCCAAAGCUUGUAGAUUACUCGGAAGUUGAUCUCUUGUGGGAUGUGGCCGACACCAUCACUUCGGAAAACUUGUUUUCAACCACUUAAGAACCAGAAGCAGUGGAGAAGAUAGGCUUGUGUACAGAGAAUAAGAUUCUGUUUCAAUAUGCUAUUUUGUCAAGCCAAGAACAGGGACAGAAUCCAUAUCCAGGCAUAUGUCACGUAAAGGGAGAGCUUGUAGAUUAGAAGAGUUGGCAAAACAACAACACUGAAAAAAACAGAGUGACUCUGGACAAGAGGCAUGGGAGGAUAUGGUUACCGGCUCCAGACCUACACCAACUGUGCUACUAUGGGGUCAAGGACAGGUGAAAUAUUUGGACCCGUUACGCUUCUUCCCAAGUCCGACGUCAGUUCAGAGGACUACUACGACUACGACGAAUACGAUCAUGUUCAAAGCAAAACAUUAGUCCCUGUUGUCUCGAAACCUUACGACGACUACAGACAUGGCGCUCCAACAAAGGUUUACCCCGCCAGCUAUGAUGAUGAAUGGCACAUGAAGACUAAACCGGUUCAUGUUCAUGGUCGCCCACAUGGAGGCGACGAGUUGCUUCCAAAGAGGACAAUGGUUCCGGUGGCCACCAGGCCUAACGGUGGCUAUGAAUACCCAAACAGCUCUCCGACAAAGCCAUACCACCCCGGCAACGAUAACGAGUGGUAUCGCCAACACAGGGAUGAUGAGUUGCUUACCAAAAGACACUCAGGGGUACCAGUUGCUUCCAGACCUUUAGGCGCCGAUGAAUACGGACAUGGGUCUCCCAAGAAGACUAAUCCUGCAAGAGACGAUGGGAAACCCCAUAACUUGCUAACCAAAAGAACAGUGAUACCGGUCGGUACCAGACUUGAUGGCCGCGAAUACGAACAUAGCUCUCAGACGGCACGGGCUAAUCCAGCGAGACAUGAUACUGAUAGCAAACGGCAUGGCACGCAGGAACCUCCAGCAAGCCAACCAGUCAUCUGGACAGAUUGGCGUCGGUCCCCCCGGUCAGCUGCAUAUAAUGGUAACGAAGAAGAACCCAAGGCCACUGAUAGCACAAACAGAAGCGGCAAGCCUAUAAUUAGUCAAGAUUGGAGUUCAUCCCCAAGAAAAGGGGCCAGACUCGGUGAGGCCACAGAUGAUAUUGACAAGGUUGCGGAGAUGUUUAUACAAAAAACAAGGCUUGCCCGUGCUUCAGAAGGUGAAUACAAAGUCCCCAAACCCAGUGCAAAGAAUCCUUUUCCAACUCCAAAUUAUGAUUCCCGCGAUCGCAGACACUUGGGUGCGGAUAGGCCAACCCCAACUGACCCAACUAAUCAUGGCCUUGGCGGUUCCAUCGACGCUAUCAGGUGCUCUGCAACCAUAGACAGCUGGCAAGCUAAGGAGAAGUAUAAUGGCGAGAGGGUCUGAAAUGAGUGCAGUUCUCGUGUUCGGAACGCUGGUUUUGACUAGUCCUGAGUGUUUCUCUGUCGAUGCUGUCUUGUCACUUAUUGUGUUUACCUUCAACUCUCUGUUACCAAGUUGGUGCUUGUAAUUGUAGCUCUAUGUAAGCAUAGGUGGUAUGAAAACUGAGAAGGCAUGGAUCAUAAUGUAAGGUGCUAUAACUAAGGCUAGAAUAAAUUUGUCUAGUAUGCUAUGCUUGCUGCUUUUCAAGCUUGCAGCUUCCAUAUUCAA
Prosopis cineraria is the source of this 1738-nucleotide messenger RNA. RefSeq lists its product as uncharacterized. The transcript has 2 exons. NCBI's taxonomy places the organism in Eukaryota, Viridiplantae, Streptophyta, Magnoliopsida, Fabales, Fabaceae. The record is from RefSeq and is a predicted model, not a curated record. Bases 332 to 1474 code for a protein of 380 amino acids.